Messenger RNA from Oryzias melastigma (Indian medaka), 2292 nucleotides. It is a transcript of the gene lmf1, whose product is annotated as lipase maturation factor 1. The coding region runs from base 36 to 1748 and encodes 570 amino acids. Gene Ontology annotation, cellular component: endoplasmic reticulum membrane. The record is from RefSeq and is a predicted model, not a curated record. Lineage: Eukaryota; Metazoa; Chordata; Actinopteri; Beloniformes; Adrianichthyidae. The transcript is spliced from 11 exons. Gene Ontology annotation, biological process: protein maturation.
UGUUUUGGUCACGUGAGACUGGCGUCAUUUCCAACAUGGCGUCGGUCGGAGACUGCUCGGUGAGGAGGAGGCGUUUGGACCAGAGGAAGACAGAGGCGGACACGGAACCGAGCGGUCCGAACAGAACCAGAACCGGCGGAGACUCGGAGCUGGACCCGCCGGUGACUCUGCGGACCGGAACCUUCUGGCUCACGCGGCUCGUUCUGCUGCGCGCCACCGCCUUCAUCUACCUGGUGGCGUUCAUCGUGGCGUUCACGCAGAACAAGCAGCUGAUCGGCGAGCGCGGCCUGAUGCCCUGCAGGGACUACCUCAACAGUGUCAAGCGCUACGUUGGCGGGAAGAUCGGCGCCGCCGCCCUGGCCUACACGCCCUCCAUCCUCUGGCUGAUGGACUGGAGCCACAUGGACAGCAACCUGGACGGCAUCGCCGCGGUGGGGGCGGGGCUGUCGGGGUUCGUCCUGCUGACGGGGACGGCCAACAUGCUGAUUAUGGUCUGCCUGUGGGGGCUCUACCACUCACUGGUCAGUGUGGGGCAGCUGUGGUACUCGUUCGGUUGGGAGAGUCAGCUGCUGGAGACCGGCUUCCUGUCCAUCUUCCUGUGUCCUCUGUGGAGGCUGGAGCAGCUGCCCCCCCAGAACCCCCCCUCCAGCAUCAACAUCUGGACCUUCCGGUGGCUCAUCGUCCGCAUCAUGCUGGGAGCUGGUCUGAUAAAGAUCCGAGGAGACCAGUGCUGGAGGGACCUGACCUGCAUGGACUUCCACUACGAGACCCAGCCCGUCCCCAACCCGCUGUCCUACUACCUGCACCGCUCGCCCUGGUGGUUCCACCGCUUCGAGGUUCUGUCCAACCACUUCAUCGAGCUGGUCGCCCCCUUCUUCACCUUCCUGGGGAGGCGCAUGUGCAUGCUGAACGGAGCCGUGCAGAUUCUGUUCCAGGUGGCGCUGAUCCUGAGCGGGAACCUGAGUUUCCUGAACUGGCUGACCAUAGUUCCCAGCUUGGCGUGUUUCGACGACGCCUCCCUGAGUUUCCUGUUCGGUUCUGAAACCAAGCGGAAGGUUCUGCAGAUCCAGCAGGAGCACGCAGCCGGACGAGCCCCCAAACCCAGCGCAGGCGCGGUUGCCCGCCGGGCGCUCAACGUCUCUCUGGCCGUUCUGAUUGGUUACCUGAGCGUCCCCGUGGUAAUGAACCUGCUGAGCUCCAGACAGGUGAUGAACACCUCCUUCGACCCUCUGCGCAUCGUCAACACCUACGGGGCCUUCGGCAGUAUCACCAAAGAGCGAACGGAGGUGGUGUUCCAGGGCACCCUGAGCGCCGACCCCGCUGCCCCCGAGGCCGUGUGGGAGGAGUACCAGUUCCCUUGUAAGCCCGGAGACCUGCGGCAGCGGCCCUGCGUCAUCACGCCGUACCACUACCGGCUGGACUGGCUCAUGUGGUUCGCCGCCUUCCAGACCUACGAGCAGAGCGAGUGGGUCAUCCACAUCGCGGGCCGACUGCUCGCCAACGACAGCGCCGUCCUCUCAUUGGUCCAACACAACCCCUUCCAGGGCAGAGAGCCCCCCAGGUGGGUCCGGGGGGAACAUUUCAUCUACAGGUUCAGCCGGCCGGGCAGCGCCAGCGCCGCUCAGGGGAAGUGGUGGGUCCGGAAACGGAUCGGCGCCUACUUCCCCCCUGUCGACCUGGUCGGGCUCAGGAGCUACUUCCAGUCCCGGAACUGGCCCCACCCACACGUCCCGACCGGCAGGAACUGACCCGGAACCACGGCGGGGAAGAGGCGGGAGGGAGGAGAAACCGGCACCUCCCUCAGAAGGAGCAAGGAAGUGCAGUAGCUCCUCCUGAAGAUCCUUUACUGACCUCUGAGGUUCUGCACUCAUUCAGUUUACCAAUAAACAUCUGACAAGGAGACGUUCUGAACCAUAUCCAGACCGGUUCUGAACAACAUCCAGCCCGGUUCUGAACAACAUCCAGACCGGUUCUGAACAACAUCCAGACUGGUUCUGAACAACAUCCAGACCGGUUCUGAAGAUCCUUUUAAGGCAGAACCGUCCACACAGAUUCAAACAGACAGAAAAACCUUGUUAAGCUUUAAUAGCCUCAAAGUCUCGUUUAGAUUCUGCUAACGAGCUGCAGGAGAAACAUGGCCGACACUAAUGCAGCCUCAAACGCAGCUGAAGAAAAACUAAAAGUUCUUUACUUGAAGACAUCCUCAAAAGUAAUCAGAUUACCAGAAAGCUUCAGGAUUGGAGAAUCUUUCUGAAAUGUUUCAUCAGAAAAGAAAUAAAAAGUUCUCAAACA